UUCUUUGAGACAGUUGUCAGGUAUGACAGAUUUUUCAGCAUCCAAAGUCAACACAUUCCAGCAGUACUGAUUGCUUUCCUCGAUGAGAGAGGACUCCGGAAUCCAAACUGCACUGUUAGGAGCCGAUGUUCCUAUCUGUUUUCAAGGUUUAUCAAGUCUCACAAGGGAAUCAUGGUGAACUAUGCUCAUGAUGUUUUAAAGAGACUACAGGGACUUCUUGUCAUAUCUGCAGACAAUGGUUACCAGCAGCUUCUAUCUGCAGAUGAUCGGUUGUUCCUUUAUGAGAGCGCAGGUAUUCUCAUUGUUGCUAGUGGAGCAGUACCAGAGAAGCAGCUGAUGUACAUGAAGGACUUACUGUCCCCUAUCAUCGAAAAGUUUGAUUCAGUUGUUAGCAAGCUAAUGUCGGAGACCAAUGAUGCCUCUUCCCUGGUGUUUGCCCAGCAGCUCUAUCAUCUUGUUGCAUAUGCAAGUCGAGCCAGUAAAGCUUUCCCCAACCAGCAAGCCCUAAAAGAAAGUGGCUGUGCACCAUGUUUUACAGAGGCUUUGCCGAUUUUCCUCAAAGCGCUGCACGUUCCCAUUCAUCGAGACACCAUUCACUCUGGCGUACGGCAGUACCUCCACAGGAUGAUUGUUUGCCUGGGCGAGGGAGUGCUACCCUUCAUCCCUGUUGCAGUUUCACAUUUGCUGGAAGAUUGCACGGCGCGGGACAUUCAAGAAUUCAUUCCGCUGAUCAAUCAGAUCAUCAGCAGAUUCAAGACUCAAAUUGGCCCCUUCCUCAGGGACGUUUUCAUGGCAAUUGUUAACACAAUCUUCACGGUCCUUGGCAAACCAGCGGAUGAAAAAGAUGCACAGGCUGUCAAGGAAAAGGAAACUUUGAGGCGUAGUUAUUUCUUGUUUGUGGGUGCUGUGGUAACUAAUGAUGUGACAGUGGUCCUCACCUCUCAAACUCCCCAUGAUUUACACCAGGUGUUGUUGACAUUGAUUCAGGGAGGAGUAGAAUUUCCAGAUCCGGUGGCUCAAAAGAUUUCCUUCAAUAUUCUUCGUAAACUGGUUGAACUCUGGGGUGGCAGCAAUGGAUUGAAUGGUUUCAGAGAGUUCAUGUACGAAAAUAUUGUACCUGCAACGUUUGUGGCUCCAAUGAAGUCGAACUUUGACAUGAAUGACGCACAGACUAUUUUGGCUUUGCAGGAAAUUGCUCUCACGCAGAAAAUGAUUUUGCAGAAACAGGGAAUAGAGUUUAUAGAAUUCCUACAGAACAAAUACCUUCCAACACUUCAGAUUGCACCAGGACUCAUUCAGGAAUAUACAAGGGCUUUACAGCACGCAGACAUAAAAACCUUCAAGAACUAUAUAAAGGCUUUUUUCACCAACCUUCGUUCUUGACCAAGGCUAAGUCCCUUCACCACCAAACGGAGGGAACGAGUUUUGUUUAAUAUUAAUAUAUGUAGUUACAGUGUGGUGGCUGUAAAAACAAAGGAUAGAGUUUUACUUUAAUUUUAUUAUAGAGAUGACAGCGUCCCCGAAUAAGAAAAUCGAAACAGUUAGUGUUAAACACAAAAUUUUACAGAUCAAAGGUUGAAUGAUAUUUUCAAUUUGAGCAAAGCCUAAAACGGUUCUUGAAAUUAUCUUGAACAUACUAAACUACCUCAUAAGCUAUUCUUUUAUUUUAAAAAGAGUCAGUAUUUGGUAAACCUGUCAAAAUUGCAAAUCUGCUCUCUUUUAAAUAGAAAAUAGCACCGAAUUUUCUACAAAUUCUUUUAUAUUGGUAGCAGGGUCACCGAUUUAUGAUGGUGGGUUUUCCUGUAAAAGUGACAGCACUUACUUCAGUCUAAAACUUUUAAACUGAGCCUUUAUUUAAGGGUACCGCAAUCUCGCUCAGUGAAAGGGUGUUGAACAGAUCCAUUGUUACGUCUAGAGGGUAAAUAUUAUUCUGUAAAGAAACAAACAA
Molecule: messenger RNA, 1948 nt
Organism: Pocillopora verrucosa
Lineage: Eukaryota; Metazoa; Cnidaria; Anthozoa; Scleractinia; Pocilloporidae
Source: RefSeq, a predicted model, not a curated record